This is a messenger RNA of Pneumocystis murina B123, 2047 nucleotides long. RefSeq lists its product as hypothetical. Gene Ontology annotation, cellular component: cortical endoplasmic reticulum. The transcript is spliced from 7 exons. Lineage: Eukaryota; Fungi; Ascomycota; Pneumocystomycetes; Pneumocystales; Pneumocystaceae. Gene Ontology annotation, molecular function: chloride channel activity. Gene Ontology annotation, biological process: chloride transmembrane transport. The coding region runs from base 23 to 2047 and encodes 674 amino acids. The record is from RefSeq and is a predicted model, not a curated record.
UGAUCUUCUCUUUAGAUAAGGUAUGGAUAAGAUAAAAAUAUCCCAAUUAUCUGAUAAAAAUAUUCCUGUUGAUUAUGUUAUUUGCUUUUAUUAUGACAAGACUCUUAAAAAAACAGUAGAACAGUUUAAAAAAUUAGUUCAACGACUUUCAGAAGUUGGAUUGAAUGUUGAAUGUUACAAUGAUAGUUUAAACUCUAUUUUUCUAUUUAUAAGUUGUUCUUCUUCUAGAUUACAUUUGGAGGCCUCUAUUUCUCGACGUAAAGAUUGGUUAUAUGGAAUAGAAAAAGUGUCCCCUUAUAUAAAAGAUGACGAAAAAAUAACUGUUUCUGAAAGAUUAAGACUUGUUUAUGAUAUUAUUUCUUCUCCUGUCUCUGAAGGUGGUGCAGGGAUUUGUCCUGAUUUAAAUGAAUGGAAAAUGGUUAAAUUUAUCUUUCCUCUUCAUGAUUACAGGUUUAAUAAGGAUUAUAUGGACAGGAUACUUAAAAAAUGGGUUAUAAAUGAAUCAGAUUUAGAUAUUCUAAAGAAUCAUUUUGGAGAGAAGAUUGCUUUGUAUUUUUUCUUUAUUCAGUUUUAUAUUUUAUGGCUUAUAUUUCCUACUAUUUUUGGGCUUUUUAUUCAUUUUUUUUUUCCAAAAUAUUCUAUAGUGUUUGCUAUUACUAUAACUUUAUGGUCUAUUAUAUUUAUACAAAUGUGGAAGAAGACAGAAGUAAAGCUUUCAGUACGAUGGGGAGUUUAUGGUAUUAGUAAAAUAUAUCAGAGACGCGGAUCAUUUAUAGAAGAUAAAACUGGAAAAGAUGUAAUAACUCGACAAACUAUUUUUUUUUUUUCAAUUUUGAAAUGGCUAUUCAGAAAAAUUGUUUCUUUUCUGUUUCAAAUGGUAUUUUCUAUUGUAAUUAUUUGUAUUCUUGUUGGUAUUUUUUUCGUGGAGUUAUACUUUUUGGAGAUCUAUGAUGGUCCCUUUCAAAAAUAUUUGGUCAUUGUUCCUACUGUUUUAUUUAUGAUAUUUAUUUCUAUAUUUUCUGUUAUAUAUAAUAUAUUGUCGACUUAUAUAAAUUAUUACGAAAAUCAUGAAACAGAUAUUGAUUUUGAGUCUUCAUCUAUUCGUAAAGCUUUCUUAGUAAAUUUUAUUAUUUCUUAUACUUCAUUAUUUAUGAUUUCUUGUUUUUAUGUGCCAUUUGGUUCUGAUAUUAUUCCAAAAAUAAAUAUAUUAAAUAUUCAAUCUAUAUUCACAGAUUCACAAAAUAUUAGAAUUAAACUAUUUACUGUAAAUUCAGAUAAAUUGAAGAAGCAAUUCAUUUAUUAUAUGAUUACUGCACGGGCUAUAAAUUUCUUUAAGCAAUGGACAUUUCCUUUUCUUUCUAGAUUUUUUUUUAGUAUUCUAAGAAGGAUUUAUACUACUAAAUUUUUGAAAAUUGGUCAUGAAGAUACAAAUAGUUCUUCAAAAGAAUUUGAAUUUUUGAGAAAAAUUCGUGCUCAAAUGGAGUUGCCUGAAUUUUCUGUUUUUGAUAAUUAUUUGGAGUUGAUAAUUCAGUUUGGGUAUAUUCUUUUAUUUUCAAUUAUUUGGCCUUUAGGAUCUCUUUGUUCCCUUUUAAGCAACAUAAUUAAGAUUAUUUCUGACUAUAUAAAGCUUCUUCUUGCUACAAAACGUUCUAUUCCUUUUCGUACUGAUACUAUUGGUUUUUGGUCUUCAUAUUUAACAUUAUUGAGUUGGUUAGGAACUAUUGUUAUGACUAUAUUGAUCUAUUUUCACAAUUAUUCUUUAAAUACUUAUAUUUUCUCUGAGUUUAUUGUUCUUGGUAUCUUUUCAAAUUAUUUAUAUAUAAUUUUAUAUACUAUUUUUAAAAAAAUAUUUGGAUAUAUAUUUCAUGAAGAAAAAUAUAUUCUUAGGAAAUACUAUUCUCUUAAGAAUGAUCAUCUAAAAAGAUCAAUGGAUCAGGAUACAGCAAAAUAUAGGGAGCAUCAAUAUAUAAAAUAUGACUAUACAAAUGUUAUUGAAACCGGUACUUCUAUUAUUACAGAUUUUUUCAAAAAAUACAAAAAAGAAUAA